AUGUCGUCCAGCGAUAAUGAAGUACUUUACACUCUGGGGGAGUUGGAUUUGCUCCCGAAACCUCCUGGCUCUCCUCGUCGUCUACCUUCUGUCCCUAAAGAGAGACCCUCAUCUAGACCGCUUCCGCCCAUACCGCGCGCUCUCGCUUGCAAGGAAUGUAUGACAGUCAUCACGUCUAUAUCUCUUCUCCUUCCCUUGGAAGCUAUACCUCCCGAAUCAAGAGCAUUCAGGGGGUUCUCUGGGAAGGCAUCUCUAUUCACCGAAAUUCGCAAUGUCACUCUCUCCGUGCCCCGCGUUCGUUUAAUGGCUACCGGUGCUCACACAAUGCAAGAGCUGACAUGCUCAAAGUGCUCGGUAUACCUUGGUUGGAAGAUCAACAAAGCCUCCGAACAAUCCGAACGGUGGAAGGAAGGUCAUUUUUUAAUGGAACUGGAAAAUCUCUGCGCACGCAUGGACCCAAAUUCUUCCCCUCGGACACGACCUCGCCAUCUACCACGUCCUGCUUCGUCAAGUUCUGAUAGUAGUCUCGAAUGA
Molecule: messenger RNA, 534 nt
Organism: Lentinula edodes (shiitake mushroom)
Lineage: Eukaryota; Fungi; Basidiomycota; Agaricomycetes; Agaricales; Omphalotaceae
Exons: 3
Coding region: 1-534 (177 amino acids)
Cellular component (GO): ubiquitin ligase complex
Source: RefSeq, a predicted model, not a curated record